AUCAUGGAGAACGACGUCGACAUGUACGAUGGAACCGACGUAGACUCCGCCGGCGAUGACUUCUACGGCGACGAUGGCCUCAUCAACGGUGGAGACAGUGGCUCGGAGUCUUCCGGCGAUGAUAUCAUCGAUAAUGAUCUUGAUGAUCUUCCCCGUGACAAAAACUAUGUCGUUUUGUCCGAUGAUGAUAUCGGUCGUCUCAUGGAUGAUGAUAUCUCUAAGGUUUCUUCUGUUCUCUCUGUUUCCAGAACUGAUGCAUCUGCUUUACUCCGUCGGUAUAACUGGAGUGUGAAUAAAGUUCAUGAAGAAUGGUUUGCCGAUGAAUCCAAUGUUAGAGAAGCUGUUGGCUUGAAAAUUCAGGAGAAAGUUGUUCAAUUUCGGGACUCAAAGGAGGUAUCUUGUGGAAUUUGCUUUGAGGAUUAUUCUUCUGAUGGAAUUUUGGCGUCUGCUUGUGGUCAUCCUUUUUGUGUUGAAUGUUGGAAAGGGUAUAUUAGUAAUUCAAUAGCUGAUGGUCCUGGAUGUUUGAAUUUGCGAUGUGCAGAACCAUCUUGUAAAGUUGCUGUUUCACAGGAUAUGAUUGAUCGAUUAACGUCUGAUGAUGAUAAAAAGAGGUACUAUGGAUUUCUUUUUCGUUCUUAUGUUGAGGAAAAUAGGAAGAUUAAGUGGUGUCCUGCUCCGGGUUGUAAUUUUGCAGUUGAAUUUGAUAUAGGGAGUGAUAAUUGUGAAGUUAUAUGUGGCUGUUCGAAUUAUUUUUGUUGGAGUUGUACGGAGGAAGCUCAUAGUCCGGUUGAUUGUGAUAUGGUGGUUAAGUGGAUGGAGAAAAAUAAUGCAGAAUCAGAGAACACAAAUUGGAUUCUGGCUUACACAAAGGCUUGUCCUAAAUGCAAGAGGCCGAUUGAAAAGAAUGAAGGGUGUAUGCGUAUGACUUGUCGAGACCCUUGCAAGUAUCAGUUUUGUUGGUUGUGUCUUAAUUCUUGGUCAGUUCAUGGUUAUAAUUCAUGUAACAAGUACACGCCAGGGAAUGAAGAUGACCAAAAGAAAGAAAUGGCCAAGCAAUCUAUUGAGAAGUACACUCAUUAUUAUGAGAGAUGGGCUGCUAAUGAGAAGUCAAGGAGAAAAGCUGUAAAAGAUUUGAAGAGAAUGGGGGAAGUGAAUGUUAAGGAGCUGAGUGAAUUGCAAUCCAUACCAGAGACACAAUUGAAGUUCAUCUUAGAAGCAUGGAAGCAGAUUGUUGAGUGUAGGAGAGUGUUGAAGUGGACUUAUGCUUAUGGGUUUUACUUGCCUGAUAAGGAGCAAACGAAAAGGCAGUUUUUUGAGUAUUUGCAAGGCCAGGCAGAGGCUGGUUUGGAGAGGCUUCACCUUUGUGCAGAGAAGGAACUGGAGAUUUACCUGAAUGUUGAAGAAGGUAAUUCCAAAACAUUUGAUGAUUUCCGUAUAAAGCUUACUAGUCUGACUAGUGUGACUAGGAAUUACUUUGAGAAUUUAGUUAGAGCACUUGAGAAUGGUCUUGAAGAUGUUGAUUCGCAAGGAGCUCUUGGAAACAUAGCAACGAGCUCUAAAACCCCAGCUGUGAGCAGCAAACGGACCAACUCGAAAAAAUUAUUACUAGGUGGGGACAGAAUGCUCGUCAAGGAAAGAGCUGAGAAAAUUAUGACCCUCAUGAGAACUAGAAAUGCAAAACUACCUAGUACUAACAGCACUGCAAGCUCGAAACAUGUCUUAGUUCCUGGUGGAGGACAUACGAAUAGGGCCAAUAAUCUUGAUAUAAGAGAAGACAACACUGUGAGAACAUCAAAAAGUCCAUUUGAAGCUUGGGGCGUCAAAUUUAUGGAAUCAAAAGAGACACCUGUAGCCACAAGGAGUUUUACUUUGGGCCCACAAUUUUUACAAAGAGCUGGGGUGAACAGCACAACCAGCUCGAGUAAUUUACAGCUAGCUGGGGGCAGAAAGUUAAUGAACAUUGGAGCGGGCAGUGUGAAAAACUUGGCAAAUGCGCAUGUGGCAGGAAGCAACAAACUCACUCUGUCUAAAACUCCACAUGUAGCGGGAAGCGACAACCUCACUCUGUCUAAAACUCCACAUGUGGCUGGGGUGAGCAGCACAACCAGCUCGAGUAGUUUACUGCUAGCUGGGGGCAGAAAGCUAAUGAACAUUGGAGCAGGCAGUGUGAAAAACUUGGCAAGUGUACAUGUGGAUGGAAGUAACAAUCUCACUAUGUCUAAAACUCCACAUGUGGCUGGAAGCAACAACCUCACUCUGUCUAAAACUCCACAUGUGGCUGGGAGUAGCAGCAGAAUAGAUGGUGGGAAAAAGCACAGGAAAACAAAUACUGGGGCAUCCUUAAUCAUAAAGUUGGAUGACGACGAUUUAGGAGAGGCAUCUUCUGCAACAGGAGCAUCAUUAACACAAAAGUUUAUUGCUGAUUUUGAAGGUUGGGCAUGUGAUUCGUGCACAUUUCUGAAUGCUGACUCUACCACAACAUGCCUGAUGUGCAGUGAAGAUGCUUCUGGCAGUUGGGAAUGCGAAAAGUGUACAUUUCUCAAUAAGAAGCAUGCUUCAACAUGCCAAAUAUGUGAGCACCGUAAAUGAAGUCCUUGCACCUAAAAAUAAAUGGCUGCCCCCAGGGGAUACGCUCGGCCACAAGUUAGCUUUUGCAUUAUUCUACCUUACCGUUUCAUCAGUCUUAUGUUCUGCUUUUGGUCAAUAGUUACCUAAAACUUUCUUAUUGCAUCAGUUGGAUGCGUAGGCUUUGGGAAUAGUAUAGCUAUACAUAUAAAUGAGAUUCCUGGUAAUUGUAGUGAUACACUUUCUCCAGGUACACAACAGCUUGAGCUUUGUGUUAUUACUUACUAGUAAUUGCCAGUGUUU
Molecule: messenger RNA, 2868 nt
Organism: Solanum verrucosum
Lineage: Eukaryota; Viridiplantae; Streptophyta; Magnoliopsida; Solanales; Solanaceae
Product: probable E3 ubiquitin-protein ligase ARI7
Exons: 2
Coding region: 4-2589 (861 amino acids)
Biological process (GO): positive regulation of proteasomal ubiquitin-dependent protein catabolic process; ubiquitin-dependent protein catabolic process; protein polyubiquitination
Cellular component (GO): ubiquitin ligase complex; cytoplasm
Molecular function (GO): zinc ion binding; ubiquitin conjugating enzyme binding; ubiquitin protein ligase activity
Source: RefSeq, a predicted model, not a curated record